Molecule: messenger RNA, 1128 nt
Organism: Exophiala dermatitidis NIH/UT8656
Lineage: Eukaryota; Fungi; Ascomycota; Eurotiomycetes; Chaetothyriales; Herpotrichiellaceae
Exons: 4
Coding region: 1-1128 (375 amino acids)
Molecular function (GO): methyltransferase activity
Source: RefSeq, a predicted model, not a curated record
AUGGAUCAAAAACACCAGAAUCCAGACGAACUCGGUGAAGGAGCCGUGACUCGGGAAGAAAUCGAGCGAGAGCGCGAAGAGGAGAGAGAGGGAGGAAGCCACAUCGCUCCUGAUACUGAUAUCGAUUCGAAUGACUCGGCAUAUGGCGAUGAUGCCGUCACGGAAACGACGUCGAUUUCAUCCUGGAUACGAGAUUAUCGAGUUGAGAAUGGACGGACGUACCAUUCCUUCAAGGAUGGGAAGUACUGGGGUUCGAACGACGAAGAAGCCAACGAACACCUCGAUAUCGGACACAACCUAUACAUGAAGACGCUGGGCGGACGAUUGUUUCUCGCCCCGAUUGGGCCGGCUCCCGAACAGAUUCUUGACCUGGGCACCGGCACGGGCGCGUGGGCCAUCGACGUGGCGGACAUGUACCCGUCCGCGCUUGUGAUCGGGACGGACCUAUCACCAAUCCAGCCUACAUGGGUGCCGCCCAACGUGCGGUUCGAGAUCGACGACAUGGAAGCCGAAUGGACGUUUUCCGAAAACCAGUUCGACCUGAUCCAUAUCCGUGGACUGCACGGCUCCAUCGACGACUGGCCGGCCCUAUAUGCCCAAUGUCUCCGCUGUCUCAAACCCGGCGGAUACCUCGAGCAGGCCGAGUACUCGGCCCAGUUCAGCAGCGACGACAACAGCUGUCUGCCUGACGGCGGCAUCGCCGCCUGGAACAAAGUCGGCCCGGAAUGUCAUCAAAAACUGGGCCGUGAGCUGCAGGUCCUGGAAUCCAUGAGAGACCAUAUGGUGGACGCGGGCUUCGAAGAUGUCACGGAACAUCGGUUCAAGUGGCCCAUCGGGCCCUGGCCCCGGGAUCCCGUUCUCAAGGAAAUGGGUCACUGGGCUCGCGCACAUGUCGAAACCGGUUUGGAGAAUUGGACCUUGCGUCUGCUCACCUCCGUGCUGGGCUGGACCGCCGAUGAGGUCAGGAUCUUGUGUGCCAAUGUUCGUUCCGAAAUCAGAAAUCCCAAAGUCCAUGCCAUUCAUCGUAUGAAUAUUGUCUAUGGUCGGAAACCGGGCGGGUCGACACAAUCGCCACCACGAUCACCGCCAGCGCCGCAACAGCAGCAGCAGUCUACCAGUAAUGACUGA